Messenger RNA from Trichomonas vaginalis G3, 3435 nucleotides. Its product is annotated as Ras GTPase-related family. The coding region runs from base 1 to 3435 and encodes 1144 amino acids. Gene Ontology annotation, cellular component: nucleus; cytosol. The record is from RefSeq and is a predicted model, not a curated record. Lineage: Eukaryota; Parabasalia; Trichomonadida; Trichomonadidae. Gene Ontology annotation, molecular function: GTP binding. The transcript has a single exon.
AUGGGAAUUGAAGGAUCUACUGCUGCUCCUCAAUCUCCCGCGGCAAGACCUAAACAAAGGCAGCAGGUUGCUCACCAAAUACUUAUUGUUAUCAGAGGUGCAAGGAAAACAGGCAAAACUAAUCUACUCGCAAGAAUGAAAGGUUUGCAAUUUAUAGAUCAAUAUAAACCCACACCGAUUAUGCAAGCAACUGAGCUUAUUUGGACUCCAAUAAGCUCUCCAAAUGACAAAAUCAAGAUUGUUGUUUGGGAUGUCGUUGAUCACGCAUUAAAAUUGCCAAAUGUACCGGAAGGAAAGGAAUUACCAGAUGCAACUACAGUCGAUACAUUCAGUCGAGCGGAUGGCGUUGUUAUUAUUUAUGAUCCUCGCGAUGAAGAAUCAGCAAGAUACGCUUUAUCUGUUGUUAAUGAAGCACCUGAACAUUUACCAAAGAUACUCGUAGCAAAUUUCUUAGACCAAUUCCAAGAACCACCGAAAAUUCAUCCAAUUCUCGAAGGAGUUAAAGAUAAAAUUUUCCAUUUAAACGCUUCAAUGAAAUCUAACGCCGGUCUGUCAGAAAUAGCUAAAUGGCUCGAUCUGCCUUUACAUAUAAGUCUUAAAAAACUUUACGAAAAUUUAAUUGUAUCAGCCAAUCAAGAACUCGACAGUAUCAAGGAAGAACUACAUAUCAAAGAGCAGGAAAUCGAAAAUACACCAAUUCAGACCCAACCAGAAACUCAAAACAUUUCAGACAUUAAAAUUGGAGAAAUUACUGAAGGAAAUGAUGAUAAAACAAAAGGAGAUAGUAUGUUUUGGGAUAAUAAUGACGAUGAAUUCAAGAAUAUUAAGAUGCCGGCGAAUUUACCAAAUCUUGACUUUUCUACACUCGAGGAUACAAGUAAUCCGCUUGACAAUCAACAAGAAGAAGAGAUUGAGAAACCCAAACCUCAAUCAAGACCUCCAAAGAAAGGAUCUUUAAGAAGAAUUCUUGAUAAAAACAAAUCUGCCAGAGAAAAACCAAAAAUCAUACAGAGAACACAACAAAAACCAAUUGCAACAGUACCAGUUGCUCAGCCUGAAGAAAAACAAGAAGAAGAGGACGAAGAAUCAAAUAAUGAAAAUAUUAAACAAAUCCAACCUCCUAAACCUUCUCAACCGCAAAUACAAAAGCAACCAGAACCUGUUGUUAUACCAACAAUUGCAGAACCUGCUGAUUCUUUCUUUGAUAACGAAAAGGCUGAGGAAAAAGAAGAUGACAAAGGCGAAUUCUGGGGUGAUGACGAUGAUACACCUGUUGUCCCACCAAUGAAGAAUAUUCCAAAAUUAGAUAUAAAAUCUGACGAAAUAACACAAAUUAAGCCACUAAAUCAGAUUGAGACCGCAGCUACAAAACCAGAAGUUGAAGAAAAAUCAAUGGAAUCUGUUGAAAAUCAAAACGAAAAAAUUAUUUCAUCUCCAAAGCAAAAUUCUUCCUCAAAAGAUAAUUUCUUUGAUGAAGAUAAUGCCGAGGAUGAAGCAGCACCAGCAGUUCCUUUAUUAAAGAACCUUCCGAAGUUAGAUAUCGAUGAUGAUCAAACAGAACAAAAAGAGAAGACACAAAUUUCAAGGCCUCCUUCAAGACUCCAAAAAUUGAAGGAGAAAACAGAAAAAGUCUCUCUAAAAGACAGAUUAAAGUCAAAGAGAGAAGGAACAGCAGCAACAAAGGUUGAGAAGCCAAAAUUACGUGGUCCGGCUCCUGUUGCUCCUAAGAAACCAGCUCCUCCAAUGCCAAAACCACAACAAAAAUUAGAUUCUUAUGAUUCUAUUCAAAACAAUGCACAAUCAUAUGAUUUAUUCGAUUCACCAGUAGAGAAACCAAAUAAUUCCACUCAAAAGCCUCAACAAAUGAUUGAAGAAUACGAUUCUUUUGAUUCUCCAAAGGAAUUAACAAAAAUCAUUGAAAACAAGCCACCACAGAGAAUAGAAGACUAUGAUGCAUUUGAUACACCUCAAAUUUCAUCAAAAGCCGAAAAAAUUAAAAAUUAUUCUGAAAAUUCUGUCCAAAGUCAGAAUUUAUCUGAUGACAGUCAAUAUAAUUCAUCAAUACCAGUAGAACAACCAAUAACUUCUGCUACAAGUCUUUCACAAAAUAAUUUGACUGAAAAAGAAAAACCAAAACCAGAACCAAUUGAAAAAGUUGAAGAGCCAAAGAAAGAAGAUGUCAAAACAGAUGAUAAACCAGAAAUUAUUACAAAAUUACCAGAUGAAGCUACGAAACCAGAAACUAAUACAAAGAACACAGAAUUUGACUUCGACAAUGCAUUCAAGGACAUUGGUUCUGCUCAGAUUCAAAAAGAAGAAGAAUUUAAUUUCGGAAAUGCUUUCAAAGAGGUUGAAGAAGAAAGGAAAGAAGAAGUUAAGCCACAACAACAAGAUAAAACUCAGGUAUUACCAGAAAAUAACCAAACAAUUUCAGAAAAUAAGAUUAAUGACGAAUUUAACUUCGAAGAAGCAUUAAAAGUCAUUGAAAAGGCUGAAGAGAAACAAAACAUUGACAUUAAUACUAAUAUCAUGGCAAACGAGCCUCAAAAUGAUGAUUUUGAUUUCAAUAUCUCAUUUGAUAAACCAGAAAAGAAGGAAGAAACGUUGAAUUUAGGUACUGAUAUGUUCAAACCUGUUGAAAGCCAUGAAAUUCCUGUUCAAAAUGAAGAAGAUACUGCAGAUUUUUGGGAUGAACAGCUCAAAGUACCUCCACAACCAUUAGAAAGCCCUGCAAAGUCAAUGCCAAUCGAUGACAACCUAAUGACUGACAAUUUCAUGCCGAAAGAAAGCGAUUUCUUCACAACUGACGAUAUUAAUCAGGAAAGCAAUAAAUUCUUUGAUGAACCAUCACAAGAAGACGAUAAAAAGACACAAAUUAUUGAUGGCAAUAAGAAAGAAACAAAUUCUCUCGUUGAAGAAAAAAUUGACAAUAAAUUCUUUGACGAAGAUGAAAAAGGAACUUCAUUUGAUGAUAACAAGUUCUUUGAUGAUGAAAACAAAGUCAAUGAAGAAAAAGAAAACAAUAAUUUCUUCGAUGAUGAUGAAUCGAAAGAAGAAACGAAGGAAACCAAUGCUUUCUGGGGUGAUGAUGAUGAAAAUGUUCCUAGUAUCAAGCCACUUGCAAAACUUCCAACUUUGGACACAUCAUCUUUAGAAAAUCCAAAAACAACGAAACCAACAGUUCUCAAGAAGAGGAACGAACCGAAAACAAUCAAAGCUGCAAAUAAAACAGCUACUAAACCAAAGAUUCUUCCUAAGGAAACUUUGCCAAAACCAGUUUUGACAGAAAAACCAAAAAUUUUACCAAAAUCAGCUGUGACUCCAAAACCAGCUGUGAUUGUCAAGCCCCCUCCACCUCCACCAAAGCCUAUUGUUAUAGAAAAUGAAGAAGAAGAGUAUAAUUACGACGAAGAUGAAGAUGAUUUCUACAAAUAA